CAAAGUUGUUAGUUUGAGAGAAAUUAAAAAAACAUCAACAAUGGCAGCCUCACUACAAGCAGCUGCUACCUUCAUGCAACCCACCAAGGUUGGCAUCACUGCUCGCAGCAACACUCUACAGCUCAAGUCCACACAAUCCAUUUCUAAGGUUUUCGGCUUUGAAUCCUCUGCAUCUAAGCUCACAUGCUCUCUUCAUGCUGAUCUCAAAGACUUGGCUCAAAAAUGCGUCGAUGCUACCAAAAUUGCAGGAUUGGCUCUUGCCACCUCAGCUCUCGUUGUCUCUGGAGCAAGUGCAGAAGGUGUUCCAAAGCGGCUAACCUACGAUGAAAUCCAGAGCAAGACUUACAUGGAAGUUAAGGGAACUGGAACUGCAAACCAGUGUCCGACCAUUGAUGGUGGAGUAGACUCAUUUUCCUUCAAGCCAGGGAAAUACAAUGCUAAGAAGUUGUGUCUUGAGCCAACUUCAUUUACAGUGAAGGCUGAGGGUGUAACCAAGAACUCUCCCCUUGAAUUUCAAAACACCAAGCUCAUGACUCGUUUGACCUACACUCUUGAUGAGAUUGAGGGACCCUUUGAAGUUUCAUCAGAUGGCACUAUCAAAUUUGAGGAGAAAGAUGGGAUUGAUUAUGCUGCUGUAACAGUUCAGCUUCCUGGUGGUGAGCGUGUGCCAUUCCUCUUCACAGUCAAACAGUUGGUGGCAUCUGGGAAACCAGAGAGCUUUAGUGGGGAGUUCUUAGUACCAUCGUACCGUGGUUCAUCUUUCUUGGACCCAAAGGGAAGGGGUGCUUCAACUGGUUAUGACAAUGCUGUUGCAUUGCCUGCUGGUGGCAGAGGAGAUGAGGAAGAACUUGCUAAGGAAAACAUCAAAAGUGCUUCAUCAUCCAAAGGGAAAAUCACAUUGAGUGUAACCAAGAGCAAGCCUGAAACUGGAGAGGUUAUUGGUGUGUUCGAGAGCCUUCAGCCAUCUGAUACUGAUUUAGGGGCUAAAGCUCCGAAGGAUGUGAAGAUCCAAGGCGUCUGGUAUGCUCAGCUUGAGUAAUAGAUCUUUCUUUCUUUUUCUUUUUAAUGCUGUAAUUGUAUUUUGUUGGUUUAGAUUUUGUUGUAACUCGACGGUGUUGCUGCAUCAUCUUGUGAUCCCAACUGGCGAAGCACUGAGAGCAUUGUCAUGUGUGUAUAUUAUAAUGACUUCGAUUCUAUAAUGCUUAAUAUGUCUAAGUUACGUUU
Messenger RNA from Gastrolobium bilobum, 1224 nucleotides. Its product is annotated as oxygen-evolving enhancer protein 1, chloroplastic. Gene Ontology annotation, biological process: photosystem II assembly; photosystem II stabilization. Gene Ontology annotation, molecular function: oxygen evolving activity. Gene Ontology annotation, cellular component: photosystem II oxygen evolving complex. The transcript is spliced from 2 exons. The coding region runs from base 41 to 1039 and encodes 332 amino acids. The record is from RefSeq and is a predicted model, not a curated record. Lineage: Eukaryota; Viridiplantae; Streptophyta; Magnoliopsida; Fabales; Fabaceae.